CCCGGUCCGGCGCCGCGGGGACGGGCGGGCGGAGUUCGGGCGUCUGAGGUAGGAGGGGAGGAGCCUGAGCUGCAGCCGCCGUCGCCGAGGGGACAGGAGCAUGUCUGCAACUCGAGCCAAGAAAGUGAAGAUGGCCACCAAGUCAUGCCCCGAGUGCGACCAACAGGUUCCUGUUGCAUGUAAAUCUUGUCCUUGUGGUUACGUAUUUAUUACCAGAAAACGUCUAAAAGUAAAACAUUCAGAGAAAUCAUCCCCCUUUACAGAAGUGAAUACUGUAUCGUUGAAAGAUUUACGAAUACUUUUUUUAUAUGAAUUUAAACUGGGACAUAGUGCAGCUGAGGCAAGCAGAAACAUCAAUUCCGUCUUUGGAGGAGGCUCUGUAAGUGAAAGGACUGUCCGGUGGUGGUUUGAAAAAUUUCGUUCUGGGGUUAUGAGUCUGAAAAAUGAACCUCGUGGGAGACCCAAAUCUGUUUUAAAUGAAGAUCAGUUAAGAGCUAUGGUGGAAGCUAACCCCAAAUCAGCAAUUCGAGGUCUUGCAGCAGACUUAGGAGUUUCUGCUACAACAAUUUCUCGACACCUGGCUGCAAUAGGGAAGGUGAAAAAAUUGGACAGGUGGGUAGGUACUACAUCAGUUGAUGGUUAGAGAGAUUUCUUAAGAUUUGAAAGAGCGAAGAUCUAUUUUGGAGAGGAUCAUAAUUGAUGGCAAAAAGUGGAUACUGUAUCACAGUUGAAACGGAUCAGGACAACAGGCGGAAGUUGGUAAAGUUCCCAAACAUGUCAAAAACCAUCAUGGCAACCAAAAAAGAUUGUGGUGACUGGUGAUCUGAAAAAAGGCCAUUUCAGUACUGCUUUUUAACACUGGUAAAACAAUAAUGGUAGUAUUUUACUUUCAAUAUGUUAGAAAUAUAUAUCAAAAUUUGAUCUAAAAGCACUCUGCAUUGGUUAGCAGAUACGGACCCGUAAUUAUCAUGAUGACAUUUGACCACAGAAAUCACAAAUCACCAUAGCAAAGUUAACUGCAUUGGACUAAGAAAUUUUGCCACAUCCGUCAUUCUCACUCGACCUUUUUUCAACAGAUUAUCACUUUUUUCAUCAUUUGGAGCUCUUUCUAAGAAACAGAACAUUCCUCAAUUGAGAAACAGUAAUUGGAGGAUUUGAACACAUUCUGACAGUUUAAAAAUGCUGAAUUUUGUAAAUAUGGCAUAUAUCAUUUAAUAUCCCAUCAGGGAAAGCGGUUACUGCCAGCGGUGCAUAUUUUGACUGAAUAAAUAAUUUUUUUUCUUGAAAGGAUUACAUUAUUUUGACUUAGAAAGAAGACAGUUUUAUAUGAUUCAACAUAAUGCCUUCCCGGGCCCCAGCAGAGCAUGAAGACUGAGAGGUACCCACGGUGCUGGAAGACUACAGGUGUUUCCAAGUUUUGGGACUUCUUCCUUGGAGGAAGGUGUCCCAACCCAGGGUGUGUGCUGUACGUGUGCAAAGAUGGUUAGGAGUCAGCCAUGCAAAGAUCUGGGCAAAGAGGGCUCCCAGGAGAUAAGCCGCUUGUGCAAAUGCUCUUGGAUUCUCAGAAAAUACUUUUUUGAAUGAAGAGGAGAUGCUUCUCUCUAACACCCAAGUCAUGCACAGAAUAGAUCUGGCUUAGUGAAAGUUUUUGGAUGAUACUUAUUUGUCACAAAGAACCAAUGCCUUCUUUUAUUCCAAUUUUUAAAAAACAUAAAUGGCCUAUGAGAGACGAAAAUUCAUGGCUGUUUUAUGAUGUCGGUAGAUUGGCAGUUACUCAUUGUGACAUCCAGGGACUAAGUUGGGGUAAGAUACUGGGAUGGUCCUCCUCCUGCCUCUCCCUCCUGACAACCUCAUAAGUCUGUUCCAUGAAAGAGAGAACAGUUAAGGUAGCCUAUUAAAAAAAAUUGAGCAGCGUGUAGGAUACUUUUAGUCCUAAGGUUCCUACCCCCUUAGUUGGAUGCCCUCACUUGGAGUCACCUGCCCGUCUACUACUCCAUUCUUGUCAGGGAACCUACCCAGUACUUUGGGAGACUCUUCUUACUCCCAGUAGAGUGAAGCUUCUGAUGUGGCUCACACUGACAGGGUUGCAGGGAACCCCACGUAUGGGAAGGACUUCAUGUCGAAGGUUAAAGGAGGAGGUUGAACAGCCACAGAGGGCAGAGCAGUGGCUUGGCCAAUGCGAAAGGAGGUAGUUUUAUAUAGUUGGUCUCUUUGGAGUGGAAGGUAGUCAUUUAAUGGCCACCUGUCCCCCAAUUAUCAGACCUCUCAUCAGACUUCCAGAGUGGGAUGCCAGGCUUGGGUCUAAGACAGUAAGUGGAUAUCCUUGCUCCAGCCCAAAGGAGUAUUUGGGGAAUGGGUAGAAACACCCAAAUGGAAGCAAUAAAAUAUGAUAUGAGUCAGGAAAAGGAGCAGAUACAGGGUAAUGAGUUAGCCUUGUGAUCUUCCUUACCACCUCCAAGGAGUGCUGACCUGAGUCAGAAACAGGCCUGCGGCUCUGUGAGCACAUGGAUCCAGCUGUGCCUGAAACUGGUACGAUCACUUCGUUUUUGCUAUAUGAGCCAGUAAAUACCCUUUUUGCUUAAGUGAAAGCCAUUAUGAGUUUGGUUUCCCAUUUCAGAAAAGCAAGAUUCCUGACUGAUACUCUCCUUGAGCCUCACUUUCCUGAUCUGCAAACUGGGGCCCAUGGUGCCACCUCGCAGGGUUUGGAGAGAAACAAUGGCAAUGUAAAGGCCAAGGCACAGAGCAGGCGCCCAGUAAGUGGUAGUUAAUACUGUGAAAGGAAAAGGCAAAGGAGGCAAAGCAAAGUGUGGGAGGCCUCUGGAAGCCCCUCAGUGUCCAGGGCAGGCUCGUGGGCGGGGUUCAGUGCUCAGUGAAGGUGGUGCCUGGCUUGGGCUGCAAACGAGGGCUGGCCUCUUGAGUCACUCUGGCUUACCUGCAUUGUGCGCUCCCUGACUGCUUCUUUAUUGGCUUGGACUGUCUGGAGUUCCUGGCUGCAAAGGAAGGCUGGCCUCUUGAGUCUCUCUGGCUUACCUCCAUUGAGUGCUCCCUUAUUAGCCACACAGGAGGACAAGAAAAGUCCUUUCAGAUGGAAUAUAAGCUGCCUGCCUUUCUCCUUCACAAUUAUUUGUAUCAUUCCUAAAAAUCAUAGUCUGUUUUUGGAAAUAUGAAAGGUAAAUGUAAACAGAAUAAACAGUAUUUUCAUCAUUGUGAAAUGAAACUUUCACAUCUCUCCUUUGUUUGGAAAAAUGGAAACUAAAGCUUUACAUUUAUACCUAUUUAAUUUAGGAGCAGCUUUUGGAUUUGUAAGGAAAAUGAGAAUUUUUUUGCACAGAAGACCAGCCAAGCAUCUCAAUGUGCUCAUUUUCCUCUUCCAUAAAAUAUAAAAUAAAAUUAAAGCUUUCAAAGGCAUCUUGGUAGAACUUUUGUGUUCUGAGAUAAAGACACAUCUUACUUCCCCUGGUGCCCCUUAGGUAGCUUGGGUCCUAAUUACAGGAGAGAACAAAAAGUGGCUUUGGAUAGCCAUUUUGGUUCAUCAAUCACACAAUAAAUUUUUAAUCACAUAAAAAAAAUUUUUUAAUGAUUUUUU
Messenger RNA from Loxodonta africana (African savanna elephant), 3586 nucleotides. Its product is annotated as histone-lysine N-methyltransferase SETMAR-like. Gene Ontology annotation, biological process: double-strand break repair via nonhomologous end joining; replication fork processing; DNA integration. The record is from RefSeq and is a predicted model, not a curated record. Bases 101 to 643 code for a protein of 180 amino acids. The transcript has 3 exons. NCBI's taxonomy places the organism in Eukaryota, Metazoa, Chordata, Mammalia, Proboscidea, Elephantidae. Gene Ontology annotation, cellular component: nucleus; site of double-strand break; condensed chromosome. Gene Ontology annotation, molecular function: single-stranded DNA endonuclease activity; single-stranded DNA binding; DNA topoisomerase binding.